CAGAAAGAAGUAAGUGGCUCAGGUUUUUGGUGUGUUCGGUGGACAGCCCUGUGGUUGAUUAUGAGCGAGCAGUUUGAUGGUUAUGAGGCAAAACACCUGGUCGGAGAGAAGGCUAUCGAAAAAUUUCUAAAAGCUGGAACCUCACAGAUUGGUGUUGCUGUUCAAUCUGCAUUGAUUGGUACUGAAGUGAAGCAGGAGAAACAACGCAAAGGAAGCGUUGAGCAUAGUUAUGACCCCUAUAUGAGUGGUACCUUUUUACCGCCGGAUGCUUUUCAAGAGGAAUUAGCAGGAAAGAAUUUACCGGAACAAGUGAAGUUUUUAAAGGAGCGUGGGUACACGUUUCGAGUGAUCUCUGAACGUUUAAAUGUACCGAUGACAAACUGUUACACAGCAAUCAAGCGGUUUCAUUUGCCUAAAGAGUAUUGGGAUCGAAUUAAGACCGAGCUUCGCCGUAAGCGGAGAGCAAGAGAAGCGCUGCAAGCUGAGGAAAACGCUGUCGCAAAGGUUCUAGCAAAAAUUCCCCCUUUCUCAAAGAAACAACGUUUAUUAGAUGGUCUUCAAAACACAGUGCAAAGCAGUAGCGGAGUUGAAGACGGAAAUACAACAAAUACUACAAAUUUGGAGGUGCAGGCAUCAACUCCGGCCCGCCAUGGAUCUCCAAAAGCUAUUCAGCGAAAGCAUUUAACACAUGAAGAUGGUAAAUUAGUGCAAUACUAUAGAGAUCAAGGGCUUACGUUGCAGAAAAUUGCUGAGAAACUACAGAUUCCAAUUUCGUCGUGUUAUCGUAUUCUCAAAAGAUACCAGGUUUCUCAAAAGGCUGGAAUAAUUAUGGGUGCGAAACAAAAUAAUGAAAGUCAUGAAACGGAGUUUGCUGCAUCUGAGGGGUCGCCAACAACAAAAUCGACUUCAGAGUUACUUCUUGGAAUGGUCGACGCUUCUAUGAAAAGCCUUCCUUAUUCUCCUGCAUCAAAGUCUCCAGGCCAAGAAAUGGCAACAGAAAAUAUUAAGAACGAAAACGACUUUGUCAGGAAUGGGCAGGCUUUACCAAAACCUCAGCCGUUGUAUGAAUCAGAUAAAAACUGUCAGGAAGUACUGAAUUCGAGGGAUAUAGAGUCAGCUUCAGAAAACCUGAUACCUUGGAACAGUAAGAAUAAGUGUCUGGUGUGCGGCAUGGAUGUCGAAUCUUUGAACGCUGCUGGUUAUAUCAAACACGUGAAACUUCAUCAGUUCUCCAAAACCGAAACUCAGAAUGAAAGAUUGAAUUCUGUUAAUGAAGACGAUGACAUUGCACCAGUGAGUUCUACAAAGAAUUUGUUUUUUAAGACUCUUCAACCGCAGUCAACUACCAGCUCCUCUCAGCCGCAGUCUCCAAGCUUGCCACUACAACCUGAAAGCUUUGAUCUUCGCAAUGUUCCAUCGACAUCUACGGGUCCAAUUGCCGACAUAAGUCAUGUUCUUCAAGCCAUACGAGAGAAGUUGGAGUGGGCAUCAAAAGAAAUUACCACCACGACGGAUCCGGAUAAGAUUCUUGGCCUUAUGAAGGUUAUAGCCAGCGGCCUUCAAAUAUUGGGUCAGUAUGCAGCAUCGCCAAAUAAGUAA
Molecule: messenger RNA, 1599 nt
Organism: Enterobius vermicularis (human pinworm)
Lineage: Eukaryota; Metazoa; Nematoda; Chromadorea; Rhabditida; Oxyuridae
Source: the annotation of a GenBank genome assembly